GCCUCCUUCCUACCUGCAGCCCGCCCCAUAAAGCGCUGCCCGCUCCCCGCCCGCCGCCGCCCGCAGCCCGCGCCCCGGACCCUUGGGCCCGCUUGAGCGCCUGCAGCCCCCGGCCGCCGAGCGCUCAGUCCCGGCGGGGAGCGCGCGAGUCCGCGCCAAGGAGAUGGCGAGGCCGCGUCCCAGCCCGUGGGCCAGGCUGCUGCUGGCAGCCCUGCUGAGCGCCUGCCUCCCCGGGGACAUGGCCAACCGCUGCAAGAAGGCCCAAGUGAAGAGCUGCACAGAGUGCAUCCGUGUGGACAAGGACUGCGCCUACUGCACGGAUGAGAUGUUCACGGAGCGGCGCUGCAACACCCCGGCCGAGCUGCUGGCGGCCGGCUGCCGGCAGGGCAGUGUGGUGAUCAUGGAGAGCAGCUUCCAGAUCACAGAGGAGAGCCAGAUCGACACGGAGCUGCGGCGUAGCCAGGUGUCCCCCCAGGGCAUGUACAUCCGGCUGCGGCCCGGCGAGGAGAGGCACUUUGAGCUUCAAGUCUUCGAGCCCCUGGAGAGCCCGGUGGACCUGUACAUCCUCAUGGACUUCUCCAACUCCAUGUCCGACGACCUGGACAACCUCAAGCAGAUGGGGUCGAACCUGGCCCAGGUCCUGAGCAAGCUCACCAGUGACUACACCAUCGGCUUUGGCAAGUUCGUGGACAAAGUCAGCGUCCCACAGACGGACAUGAGGCCUGAGAAGUUGAAGGAGCCCUGGCCCAACAGUGACCCUCCGUUCUCCUUCAAGAACGUCAUCAGCCUGACCAAGGACGCGGAUGAGUUCCGGGACAAACUGCAGGGAGAGCGGAUCUCGGGCAACCUGGACGCUCCGGAGGGCGGCUUUGACGCCAUCGUGCAGACGGCCGUGUGCACGAGAGCCAUCGGCUGGCGCCCGGACAGCACCCACCUGCUGGUGUUUUCCACCGAGUCGGCCUUCCACUACGAGGCCGACGGGGCCAACGUCCUGGCUGGGAUCAUGAACCGCAACGACGAGAAGUGCCACCUGGACGCCACGGGCACCUACACCCAGUACGGGACCCAGGACUACCCGUCCGUGCCCACCCUCGUGCGCCUGCUCGCCAAGCACAACAUCAUCCCAAUCUUCGCUGUCACCAACUACUCCUACAGCUACUACGAGAAGCUGCACACGUAUUUCCCCGUGUCCUCGCUGGGGGUGCUGCAGGAGGACUCGUCCAACAUCGUGGAGCUGCUGGAGGAAGCCUUCAACCGCAUCCGCUCCAACCUGGACAUCCGAGCCCUGGACAGCCCCCGAGGCCUGCGGACAGAGGUCACCUCCAAGAUGUUCCAGAAGACAAAGACUGGGUCCUUCCACAUCCGGCGGGGGGAGGUGGGCACGUACCUCGUGCAGCUGCGGGCGGCGGAGGACGUGGAUGGGAAGCACGUGUGUCAGCUGCCCGAAGAGGACCAGAAAGGAAACGUGCACCUGAAGCCCUCCUUCUCCGACGGGCUCCGCAUGGACGUGGGCAUCAUCUGUGACACGUGCGCCUGUGAGCUGGAGAAGGAGGUGCGGUCGGCGCGCUGUGACUUCCAUGGAGACUUCAUGUGUGGCCACUGUGUGUGCGAUGAGGGCUGGAGCGGCAGCACCUGCACCUGCGCCACGGGCUCACUGAGCGACAUCGAGCCCUGCCUGCGGGACGGCGAGGACAAGCCGUGCUCGGGCCGCGGCGAGUGUCAGUGCGGCCGCUGCGUGUGCUACGGCGAGGGCCGCUACGAGGGCCAGUUCUGCGAGUACGACAACGUGCAGUGCCCCCGCACCUCCGGGGUGCUGUGCAAUGACCGAGGCCGCUGCUCCAUGGGCCAGUGUGUGUGCGAGCCCGGUUGGACGGGCCCCAGCUGUGACUGUCCCCUCAGCAACGCCACAUGCAUUGACAGCCACGGGGGCAUCUGCAACGGGCGUGGCUACUGCGAGUGUGGCCGCUGCCACUGCCACCAGCAGUCGCUGUACACCGACACCAUCUGUGAGAUCAACUACUCGCUGAUCCCGCUGGGCCUCUGUGAGGACCUGCGCUCCUGCGUGCAGUGCCAGGCCUGGGGCACAGGGGCGAAGAAGGGGCGGACAUGCGAGGAGUGCAGCUUCAAGGUCAAGAUGGUGGACGAGCUUAAGAGAGCGGAAGACGUGAUCGGGUACUGCUCCUUCCGUGACGAGGACGACGACUGUAGCUACAGCUACACCGUGGAGGGCGACGGCACCCCCGGGCCCAACAGCACCGUCCUGGUGCACAGGAAGAAGGACUGCCCGCCCGGCACCUACUGGUGGCUCAUCCCCCUGCUCAUCCUCCUGCUGCCGCUGCUGGCCUUGCUGCUGCUGCUCUGUUGGAAGUACUGUUCUUGCUGCAAGGCCUGCCUGGCCCUUCUCCCCUGCUGCAGCCGAGGCCACAUGGUGGGCUUCAAGGAAGACCACUACCUGCUGCGGGAGAACCUCAUGGCCUCCGACCACCUGGACACGCCCAUGCUGCGCAGCGGGAACCUCAAGGGGCGGGACACGGUCCGCUGGAAGAUCACCAACAACGUGCAGCGGCCCGGGCUUGCCGCCCACACGGCCAGCACCAACCCCAGCGAGCCGGUGCCUUACGGACUGUCCCUGCGUCUCGCCCGUCUCUGCACCGAGAACCUUCUGAAGCCGGACACGCGGGAGUGCGCCCAGCUGCGCCAGGAAGUGGAGGAGAAUCUGAACGAGGUGUACAGACAGAUCCCAGGUGCACACAAGCUCCAGCAGACCAAGUUCCGGCAGCAGCCUAACGCCGGGAAAAAGCAAGACCACACCAUCGUGGACACGGUGCUCAUGGCGCCGCGCUCGGCCAAGCCGGCCCUGCUGAAGCUGACGGAGAAGCAGGUGGAGCAGGGGGCCUUCCACGAGCUGAAGGUGGCCCGCGGCUACUACACCCUCAUUGCCGAGCAGGACGCCCGGGGCAUGGUGGAGUUCCAGGAGGGCGUGGAGCUGGUGGACGUGCGGGUGCCCCUGUUCAUGCGGCCCGAGGACGACGACGAGAAGCAGCUGCUGGUGGAGGCCAUCGACGUCGCGGCGGGCACGGCCACCCUGGGCCGCCGCCUGGUGAACAUCACCGUCAUCAAGGAGCAAGCCAGCGGGGUGGUGGCCUUCGAGCAGUCCGAGUACCUGGUCAGCCGGGGGGAGCAGGUGGCCCGUGUCCCUGUCAUCCGGCGCACCGUGGACAGCAGCAAGUCCCAGGUCUCGUACCGCACGCCGGACGGCUCGGCGAAAAGAAACCGGGGAAAGGGACUAAUACGGGGGCAGGGGGACUAUGUCCCCGUGGAAGGGGAGUUGCUGUUCCACCCCGGGGAGACCUGGAAGGAGCUGCAGGUGAAACUCCUGGAGCUGCAGGAGGUGGACUCCCUCCUGCGGGGCCGCCAGACCCGACGCUUCAACAUCCAACUCAGCAACCCCAAGUUCGGGGCCCGCCUGGGCCAGCCCCAGUCGGCCACGGUCAUCAUCGGGGACCGAGAUGAACUGGACCGGGACUUCGUGAGUCAGACCCUGUCAUCCCCGCCGCCUCGCGGGGACCUGGGCGCCCCACAGAACCCCAAUGCCAAGGCCACCGGGUCUCGGAAGAUCCAUUUCAACUGGCUGCCCCCUCCUGGCAAACCAUUGGGCUACCGGGUCAAGUACUGGAUCCAGGGUGACCCCGAGUCUGAAGCUCACCUGCUGGACAGCGAGGCGCCUUCGGUGGAGCUCACCAACCUCUACCCGUACUGCGACUACGACAUGAAGGUGUGCGCCUACGGGGCGCAGGGCGAGGGCCCCUACAGCUCCCUGGUGUCCUGCCGCACCCAACAGGAAGUGCCCAGUGAGCCGGGGCGCCUGGCGUUCAACGUCAUCUCCUCCACGGUGACCCAGCUGAGCUGGGCUGAGCCCGCAGAGACCAACGGCGAGAUCACGGCCUACGAGGUCUGCUACGGCCUGGUCAACGAGGACAACCGACCCAUCGGGCCCAUGAAGAAAGUGCUGGUGGACAGCCCCAAGAGACGCAUGCUGCUCAUCGAGAACCUGCGCGAGUCCCAGCCCUACCGGUACACCGUGAAGGCGCACGGCGCCGGCUGGGGGCCUGAGCGCGAGGCCAUCAUCAACCUGGCCACCCAGCCCACGCGGCCCAUGUCCAUCCCCAUCAUCCCGGACAUCCCCAUCGUGGACGCCCAGGGCGGGGAGGACUACGAGAGCUUCCUCAUGUACAGUGACGACGUGCUGCGCUCGCCCGCCGGGAGCCAGAGGCCCAGCGUCUCCGACGACACUGGCGGCGGCGGCGGCUGGAACGUGGAGCCCGCGCUCGGGGAGCAGCUGGACCUGCGGCGCGUCACGUGGCGGCUGCCCCCGGAGCUCAUCCCGCGCCUGUCGGCCAGCAGCGGGCGCUCCUCCGACGCCGCCGAGGGGGGCGCGGACGGGGAGGGCGGCCCCCGGCCCGCCGGAGAGCACCUGGUGAACGGCCGGAUGGACUUUGCCUUCCCAGGCAGCGCCAGCUCCCUGCACAGGGUGACCACCGCCAGCAGCAGCUACGGGACCCACCUGAGCCCCCACCUGCCCCGGAGUGUGCACAGCGCGACCUCCACCCUCACCCGCGAUUACCACUCGCUCACCCGCACCGAGCACUCCCACUCGGCCACACUACCCCGCGACUACUCCACCCUCGGCUCCCUCUCUUCCCACGAGUCCCGCCUGACUGCCAGUGUGCCUGACACACCCACCCGCCUGGUGUUCUCCGCCCUGGGGCCCACAUCCCUGAAAGUGAGCUGGCAGGAGCCACAGUGCGAGCACGCACUGCUGGGCUACAGCGUGGAGUACCAGCUGCUGACUGGCGGCGAGCUGCGUCAGCUCCACAUCACCAACCCUGGCCAGACCUCCGUGGUGGUGGAGGACCUCCUGCCCAACCACUCCUACGUGUUCCGCGUGCGGGCCCAGAGCCAGGAGGGCUGGGGCCGAGAGCGCGAGGGGGUGAUCACCAUCGAGUCGCAGGUGCACCCGCAGAGCCCACUCUGCCCCCUGCCAGGUUCUGCAUUCACUCUGAGCACGCCCAGUGCCCCAGGCCCGCUGGUGUUCACGGCCCUGAGCCCAGACUCCCUGCAGCUGAGCUGGGAGCGGCCACGGAGGCCCAACGGAAAUAUCCUCGGCUACCUGGUGACCUGUGAGAUGGCCCACGGAGGAGGGCCAGCCACCACGUUCCAGGUGGAUGGGGACAACCCCGAGAGCCGGCUGACGGUGCCGGGUCUCAGCGAGAACGUGCCUUACAAGUUCAAGGUGCAGGCCAAGACCACCGAGGGCUUCGGGCCGGAGCGUGAGGGCAUCAUCACCAUCGAGUCCCAAGAUGGAGGCCCCUUCCCACAGCUGGGCAGCCACGCCGGGCUCUUCCAACACCCGCAGCAAGGCGAAUACAGUUAUGUCACCACCACCCACACCAGCACCAGCGAGCCUUUCCUGAUGGAUGGCCUGGCCCUGCGGUCCCAGCAUCUGGAAGCAAGCAGCUCCCUCACCCGGCACGUGACCCAGGAGUUUGUGAGCCGGACACUGACCACAAGCGGGAGCCUCAGCACCCAGGUGGACCAGCAGUUCCUCCAAACCUGAUCCCGACCUGCAGCGGCCUGGAGCCCGCGCCCCCUCCGCGACGCCCGCUCUGCUACUGUGCCAGCGCCUCUGGCCACACAGCAGGGAGUGGGAGGCAUGAAGGGGGCAGAAGGCCCUCUCACUGCCCCCCCCCCCCAGCCUCUGGACGUAAACCCUUUCAUAACCAAAGAGCAGGGACCAGCGCAGCAAGGUCCAGCCUCUCUUUUGCACUUAAUAAAAGACUUUGCUACUGCA
Messenger RNA from Oryctolagus cuniculus (rabbit), 5851 nucleotides. NCBI's taxonomy places the organism in Eukaryota, Metazoa, Chordata, Mammalia, Lagomorpha, Leporidae. The record is from RefSeq and is a predicted model, not a curated record.